AUGAAGCGUAAUACACGUGUUCCCACUCCGAGAUGUGGUGCAAGACUGCCACGCAAGGUGGUGUUGACAUCUCUGGCGAUGGAGUUGCUAGAGAGUUCUGCUAGGAUCGAGCCUGUUGCUCAGGAACAGAUUCCUCAUGGUACCACGAGUGCGUCGGGCUCACAGAUGCUGAUGGUUCCUUCUUCAGAGGUACCUACCUCGGUCGUACCAUUCGGACCCACCCUUCCAGCGUCCACUGUACCACCAGCAGUACCACUUGCGGUAUAUCUGGCACCUCCUCCAACCGUGCCUACUGCGUUCCCGGCACCACUACCACCUGCGUCUGCUACUACGUACUCAGCACCCGCACCAGUAGUACCGGUAGCUCCAGCCUAUACCUUGCAUGCAGUGCCACUAGUGGUACUUGCCCCGGCCUAUCCAGCGGUAACCCUCGUAAUACCAGCUCUCGUGGUUCCGUCAGUUCCCGCGAUGAGCUCUGCUCACCCUAUAGAUAUUAUUGCGGCACGAACUUGGAUUCCAACAUUAGCAGAGUCGGUGAAAAAUUGA
Zingiber officinale is the source of this 546-nucleotide messenger RNA. RefSeq names its product proline-rich receptor-like protein kinase PERK2. Lineage: Eukaryota; Viridiplantae; Streptophyta; Magnoliopsida; Zingiberales; Zingiberaceae. The transcript has a single exon. Bases 1 to 546 code for a protein of 181 amino acids. The record is from RefSeq and is a predicted model, not a curated record.